UAUCGAAUCCUAUCUACAUAUCUAUCGACUUCAACAUCAUCGUCGUCAUCAUCAUCAUCAUCUUUUUAAUCUUACGAGCUGGCUGCUGAACAUUUUUUCUUCGAACUCGCUGCGAUUAGGCGGGAUUAGAAAUUAAAUUUUUAUUUUCAGACGUUAUUUUGUUUGUUCACUGCUUUGCGCGUUUGUUAUUUCAAACGCUGGCUUGAAAUUGGAGUUUAAGUCAAUUAAAAGUUGUUUAGUUUGAAGAUUGAAAAACAAAAAAUUACAAACUGAAAAAAAAAUUGAAAACGAUUGAGAAAAAAAUCACCGCAACUAAUCCUAAUAAUCUGAUUGGUUGAGAACAUCCUGAUAAAUUAAAAGUUCAAUCAAUCAACCAAUCAACUAUUCAAUCAACUAAUAAUAAUCGAUCAACCAUCCGACCAGCUAGCCAACCAGCCGACUAACCAGCCAACCAGCCAGCCAACAUGUGCAGAGGUAUAAGUGGUGUACUAACUAGGAACGUUCGGGAUCUGAAGGACCGAGUGACUUGGCAGAGCGCCCUGGCAGAACUUCUGGGAACCUGCAUCCUCAUCGUCAUCGGAACUGGAACAUGCAUCGGAAAGGAUUGGGAGGCCAACACUCCCACCAUCGUUCAGAUAUCCUUGACCUUUGGAUUGGCCGUAGCAACGGUUGUCAGGUGCAUUGGUCACGUGAGUGGCGGCCAUAUUAAUCCGGCGGUCACGUGCGCCAUGCUGGCAACAAGGAGGGUUACUCUGUCGAAGGCGAUCAUCUACAUUGUGUCGCAGUGUCUUGGAGCAAUCAUCGGCUCAGCAAUCGUGAUGGCCAUAACACCGGCCGACUACAUGGGUGACCUGGGUCAGACAUCGGUCAGUUCAUCCAUCAAAGCAUUUCCUCGGGCAGUUGCCGUUGAGGCCUUCAUCACUUUUGUACUGAUCUUCACAAUUUUCGCUUCCUGCGACGCCAACAGGCACGACCUCAGUGGCUCAACCCCUCUCAGCAUUGGAUUCGCUGUUGCUUUCUGCCACAUGUUUGCUAUCAAGUACACAGGAUCCAGCAUGAAUCCCGCCAGAACGUUCGGACCAGCAGUCGUCGGAGGAACCUGGGAGCACCAUUGGGUAUACUGGAUUGGACCCAUAACUGGCGCCAUAUUUGCAGGUCUAAUUUACGAAUUCAUCUUCGCGAGCAACGCCACUCCCGCCAAAAUGAGGAAGUACUUUUCGGACCCGGAUUAUGUCGGCGACCGAAUUUUCGUCCACAGCAUCGAAAGCAACGGCCACCACGAUGGCCACUCUGAUGACGUCAAGAAACUCAAUGAUAGAGUUUGAAGUCAAAAAAUUUAACGAUAUAUCAUGAGAAAUGAUGAUGGGAUUAGUGUUGGUGAAUAAAAUGAUGAUGGUGAUGUGGUGAUGAAGAUGAUGAUGUGGUGAUGAAGAUGAUGACGAUGUUGAUGAAGAUGAUGACGAUUAAGAUGAUGUUGGCUAAUGACGACGAGAUGAUAAUUACACACUUACACACACAAAAAACACACACACACACACGUAUAAUUAACGUACUGAAAUGAGUUUGAGGUCUAGUUAGUUUUUGUUAUUUGUUAGCCGUGCGUGCACUUCAUAUUCAUGAUCUUAUUUGUUUCCAUUUUUUCAAAUUUCAUUCUGAGAUACUUUCGUUAUUUUCUCGAAAUUAUUUUAAAUAUCAACUUUAAAUAUUUCAUAUUUGUCAAUUGUUUUCAUCUUAGAAGUUAGAUACAUUCUUUUAAAAUACUGUUACGCAUAUUUAUAUGCAUGUAAUUUCGUUAAAUGUAUGUGUAGUGUAUGUAUGUGUGCUGUAUGUAUGUGUAGAAAGAUCUGUUAAUUGUUUUAUAAUCCAUAUAAAUCUUUAUCUGAUACUUUAAAUCUGUUUCUACCCUGUAUUCUAACUCAGCUACGAUCAUUUUUUUGAGAUUUCUUUGCUACAUGGCAGAAAAUUAUUCUUUUUUUUACAGAUUAUUUAUUUUAUAUGAAUAUUUUCAAAUUUAAUUGUUGUACUGUUGUGAAGAAAAAUAUUUUCAUAAAUUUUCAAAAAAUAGUGGUUAUUAUUUUUUGGUUUGUGUGGCAUUACAAUAAACCAGUAAAAUCGUCAAAUAUUUGCAGCUUAAUAUUAAUCAGCAGCCAUUGUUAAUUGAAGCAAUUUUCAAACUAAAUCAUACAAUUAUUAAAGUUUUUUCAGUUCAAGUACAGAUUAUUUUAAUUUAUUUCAUCAAUAUUUGUUAUUAAUUAAGUUAAUUUAACCGUUAAAUUGAAUUAAAUGGACUUUUUAAUGAUUCAACAAUUGAAUUUGUAAGGUGCUAAAAUAGACAUUACCCUACUUAACACACACACACACACACACACACAAACACAGACAUAUCUUUACAGCCUAUAUCCAUCGUUUAAUUAACCAUUUAUUUUGACUGACUCCAAGCAUUACGUACUUAUUAAUAAUUAAUUAAUUACUUAAUUAAUUUUUUUAUCUUAUAAUCGUGUUAAUCUACUAACAAAUGAUUGUGUGUGUGUGAUGCAUAUUAAUUAAUUAUAAAUACAACUUCAACUUAACAUCACGUGACCAUUUUUAUUUUGAAUAAAUAAAUAAAAAAAAUAAAUC
Helobdella robusta is the source of this 2619-nucleotide messenger RNA. RefSeq lists its product as hypothetical. The record is from RefSeq and is a predicted model, not a curated record. Lineage: Eukaryota; Metazoa; Annelida; Clitellata; Rhynchobdellida; Glossiphoniidae. Bases 465 to 1325 code for a protein of 286 amino acids. The transcript has 10 exons. Gene Ontology annotation, cellular component: plasma membrane. Gene Ontology annotation, biological process: transmembrane transport. Gene Ontology annotation, molecular function: water channel activity.